Carica papaya (papaya) is the source of this 1370-nucleotide messenger RNA. RefSeq names its product proteasome subunit beta type-7-A. NCBI's taxonomy places the organism in Eukaryota, Viridiplantae, Streptophyta, Magnoliopsida, Brassicales, Caricaceae. Gene Ontology annotation, molecular function: threonine-type endopeptidase activity. The record is from RefSeq and is a predicted model, not a curated record. Gene Ontology annotation, cellular component: proteasome core complex; cytoplasm.
UUGAUUUUCUUUUUUUUAAUUUUCUUUUCUCUGAUUUGGAGCCUUCUUGGUCGCCAAGUCUCUCUGGUUUUCUCCCCUUUUCAAGCCCUCGUCUCAUCCCCCUCUCCAUUACCUCCUACUUUACUCAUCCGAAUACUCCAGUUCUGGGUUACAGCAUCUGGAUUGCUCAGAAGCAAGAAAUAUCUCCAGCUUUCUUCUCCAUCGUCGUGCUUCUUGACGUCACCAACAGAUAGGGUUCGGUCUUCAUCAGCCAGGUUAGUUUAGUUUGAAAAUGCCUGGAGCAAUUGAAGUUCCCCCCAAGGGUGGAUUUAGUUUUGAUCUCUGCAGAAGGAAUGAUAUGCUUGCAAAGAAGGGUGCCAAACCCCCAUCUUAUCGGAAAACCGGUACAACAAUUGUUGGGCUGAUUUUCCAGGAUGGUGUCAUUCUUGGGGCAGAUACUAGGGCAACCGAGGGACCCAUUGUUUGUGAUAAGAACUGUGAGAAAAUUCAUUAUAUGGCACCAAACAUAUAUUGCUGUGGAGCAGGAACUGCUGCUGAUACAGAAGCAGUUACAGACAUGGUCAGCUCACAGCUGCAGUUACAUAGGUAUCACACCGGCCGAGAGUCUAGGGUUGUUACAGCACUGACUCUCCUCAAGAGACACCUUUUCAGUUAUCAAGGUUAUGUCUCAGCUGCUCUGGUUCUUGGUGGAGUUGAUGUCACUGGGCCCCAUUUGCAUACAAUAUAUCCUCAUGGAUCAACGGACACAUUACCCUUUGCUACUAUGGGUUCUGGUUCUCUUGCUGCAAUGGCUAUAUUUGAGUCAAAGUACAGAGAAGGUCUAACUAGAGAUGAAGGAAUAAGUCUCGUAUCCGAGGCUAUAUGCUCUGGUAUAUUCAAUGACUUGGGAAGUGGAAGCAAUGUUGAUAUUUGUGUUAUAACCAAGGGCCAGAAGGAGUACCUGAGGAACCAUAUGUUGCCAAAUCCACGCACUUACAUCAGUGCCAAAGGCUACUCUUUUCCUAAGAAGACUGAGGUCCUCCUAACAAAGAUCACUCCGUUGAAGGAAAAAGUGGAAGUGAUUGAAGCAGGAGAUGCCAUGGAAGAGUAGAGAUCACUGUCUUAAGAGCAACACGGUUGAAAUUGGUAUAUCUUACGAUGUCCACUAUCAAGACCCACAGGACCUUACUUUUUAUUCGACACAAAUGCCUUGUGUUCAUUAGAUGGAGAUAUUAUGGCUCUUUGUUAGCAUUUUCAUGAGGAAUAUGUAUUCAACCUUGCCGAAUGAUCUUAUCAGUUUAAGAAUUAUUUUGAAUGAACUGCCAGAUGGGUCCUUGUGUUUCCGAUAAUGUUAAGCUGAUUAGCAAAUUAUGGAAGGUUUGUGUCGAUUA